GGGCUUCUGCUAUUCCGUGCUGGCGAGUGCUCGCGAGCCGCGGUCCAUUUACAAGCAAGCUGUCUUGGUACAGAGGAACACUCCAGUCUCUUACAACAUUGUGGACAUCUUGUCUUGGUAAUACAAAAUGGCAGGUCACAAAGACGCUCAAGAAUCCGCACCUGAAGAUGAGGCAUCACAAUUCAGUGAAGACGCUCAAGAAGAAGUACUAAGAAAACGAAGCUCUUCAACAGAACGUGUGGAGAAAGACAACGCAAGGAAUUCUGCCAUUGAUGGAGAAGAUACAAAUCUUCAAAAGGUUGGAGAAAGUCUUCAGCAGCUCCCUAAGCUCGUGCACGACCUGUCACUGGUAACGCUCAUAUGUACCAGGCUGGAGAACCUUCUGACGUCACUUACAGGGGAGGGGAAAGAAGUCACAGAGGCGAGGGCACAUGUCGAGUUGCUCGUUGGCCAGUACCGCAAGCUGGAAGGAAUCGUUAAAGACUUCUUAAAGAGGAUAAGAGCGUUCGCAAGACACAGUAUUGACGAGAUCAAGCAAACUUCGGUUGAAGCAGGACCAGAUAAGGAAUGCGUUGCGGCAAUAGUUAACAGGAGUAAGGACCUAUUGUACAAGAUGAGCGAGUUGGAACAGCGCCGGUCUUGUAUAGAGUCGAGUUCAGGGUUUGCGAAGGAAGGGUCCAGAAAAGUGGCUGAGAAAAGUCGGGCUACAGCAGAGAUGAGUCGGACCUUAGCUUGGGGAGCCAUACCGGGACUUGGGACUCUAGCAUGGGGGGCAGCAGGGGCCAUGGCCGGCGCAGACGGGUACGAAUCCUCGGUGGGGAAGAUAGUGGGAGGGAUAAAGGGUCUAGGGUUCGGUCUAACCGGUGGGUUAGUGACAGGCGUUCUGUCUCCGGUGCUGAUACCGGCCGGACUAUCCGUGGCGAGGGAAAGAGAAGCGCUUAAGGAGAAAUCAGAACACAUCGUGAACGAGUUGACGCUCGCCACGGUCGUGCUAGACAGCGCGAUCAAGAACAUCAGCCAGUGUCUUCACGUGGUCGUCUCCGGGAUGACCCAGCUGUACGAGACCAUCGAAGAGAUGGAAAAUGUGUCGGACACCGAAUCUCAAGAUGGCAAGAAAACGAAACUUAAAGGAAUAGGAGAAGGUUUAAGGAAGCUGUGUGAAGAGGGUUUCGAGCCGCUGUGCCAGGCAUGUGACGAAGCAAGGAUGCGGGUCUUGGGUUACCUUGGACCUACCCUACAGGAGUAUGCGACUGAGAGAAACGUAGCGCCCAAGGAAUCUGAAGAGGGAGACUUUGACAUCAUUGACCCGAUUGAAUUGCUUGAUACUACGAAUUAGUUUUCUCUUCUUAAAAAUACUAGAAAGUGUCGUGUUCCUAAGAUGUCUGAAGUAAAAAGAUAAUAAUCUAUGAAAUGUAUGUAUCAACAUUAUGUUCUAGACAAUCCGUUGAUGUUGAAGUUUGGGCAACGGUAGAACAGUUGCUACAUUACUUACUUUUAUCAUUAUAUGAUUUAUGUACAGUUCUAGAUAAACCUGUGUAUGUUGCCCACACUGUGUUGCAUUAAAGUGAACAAAAUGAA
Molecule: messenger RNA, 1578 nt
Organism: Branchiostoma floridae (Florida lancelet)
Lineage: Eukaryota; Metazoa; Chordata; Leptocardii; Amphioxiformes; Branchiostomatidae
Exons: 2
Coding region: 128-1336 (402 amino acids)
Source: RefSeq, a predicted model, not a curated record